Messenger RNA from Orbilia oligospora ATCC 24927, 1677 nucleotides. RefSeq lists its product as uncharacterized. The coding region runs from base 1 to 1677 and encodes 558 amino acids. The record is from RefSeq and is a predicted model, not a curated record. Gene Ontology annotation, molecular function: amino acid transmembrane transporter activity. Lineage: Eukaryota; Fungi; Ascomycota; Orbiliomycetes; Orbiliales; Orbiliaceae. Gene Ontology annotation, biological process: amino acid transmembrane transport. Gene Ontology annotation, cellular component: membrane. The transcript is spliced from 6 exons.
AUGACUUCAAGUUCGAGUUCACCAGGCGAGGAUUUCCCCGCCAGCGAGAAGUCUGCUAGCGGCGUCAUCGGUGUUGCGGAGUCAAUUAGCACCGGUGAUGUGAACGUUCCGCGUUCACACGAUACCACCCACCGACAGUUAAAAGAACGUCACGUUCAGCUCAUCGGGAUCGGUGGUACUAUAGGCACUGCCCUAUUUGUCGCCAUAGGAAGGGGACUGGCUCUUGGUGGGCCAGCUAGCUUGUUCCUCGGCUUUACACUUUGGAGCACGGUUGUCCUCUGUGUUAACAAUUGUUUGGCGGAGAUGGUGUCCUAUCUCCCCAUAUCCUCCCCAUUCAUUCGAUUCGCUGGUCGUUUCGUGGAUGAAGCCUUCGGUGUCGCUACUGGCUACAACUUCUUCAUAUUCGAGGCCAUGAUGGUCCCUUUUGAAAUUGUCGCAACUACUUUCAUUUUAAGUUUUUGGCCCGGGUCGACAUCGGUCCACCCUGCAAUAAUUAUCAGUCUUAUAAUCGUGGUUUACACUUUCGCCAAUAUAUUUACAGUUAAAUGGUAUGGCGAAGCCGAAUUCUGGAUGGCCCUCGGCAAGGUCAUAUUGAUCGUCGGGCUCCUGAUUUUCACCUUCGUCACCAUGCUGGGAGGGAACCCGUUACACGAUCGAUUUGGUUUCCGAUACUGGAGCAAUCCGGGCGCAUUUGCUGAAUUCUACCACACCGGAAGCCUCGGUCGCUUCAUGGGAUUUCUCGCCUGCUUCAUCCAAGCUAGUUUCACAAUCGCCGGCCCGGACUAUGUCGCGAUGGCAGCUGGUGAAACCCAGAAUCCCCGUAAGACCCUCCCCAGGGCCUUUAAGGGUGUCUUCUUCCGUCUUACAACCUUCUUCGUCCUUGGUUCGCUCGCCGUUGGGGUCUUGGUACCCUAUAACUCUAAAGAUCUCGUUGACAUCUACCUUCUUGGAAAGCCAACGGCAGGAGCAGCUGGGUCACCAUACGUGCUAGCUAUGCAGAGGCUUCAAAUUGGAGUAUUGCCCCACAUUGUAAAUGCUCUGGUAUUCACUUCCGCUCUGAGCGCUGGAAACUCGACCAACAAAGUCGGUGUUCCCAUCUACUGCGUAGGCUUGGUUAUGUGCUUUUCAUUGUUGGCGUUCCUCCAACUUUCGGCCGGGACUGCGCAGGUUUUGAACUGGUUUAUUGGAUUAGUUACUUCCUCGCAGUUAAUGAACUAUGCCGUCUGCAGCUUCACUUAUAUCAAAUUUCACCGGGCUUGUAUUGCACAGGGAUUGGAUAGGAAGGGUAGACUUCCGUUCUGUGGGAUGUUUCAACCAUAUGCGGCAUACUACUCCCUGUUUUUUACCUUUGUCAUGACAUUUGUUGGAGGGUUCACCGUCUUCUUGCCUGGAUUCUGGAGUCUGCCGACGUUUUUCUUUAGUUAUACCAUGCCAUUUAUGUUUCCUGUUAUCUUUUUGGUUUGGAAGUUUACUAAGGGGACGACGUGGAGGAGGAGCAUAGAUAUUGAUUUAGUUGAAGGGUUAGAUGAGAUUGAGGCGUACGAGAGGACGAUUCCAGAGAAGAAGAAGAAGGCCGAGACAACGGGCACCUUUGAGAAGGUACAGCAGACACUAUUCCGUCGAGUCAUGAAGAAACAAAAUUCAAGUGUGGAGUCGAACCUGGGGAAGGGUCAAUGA